AUGUUUGUUUCUCUUGAUUUCAUUAUCUCUGUGGUGGAGUUGGAGCUCAAGGAGGUGGUCACAUCCCACAAUGGCAGGGCAGACGAAUUCGGUGUCGGUGGUAUAGUGAAGGGUUACGGCACACAUCAAUUCAAAGUCAUUGGGUACAACCAAAAUAUUUACAACUUCCCCAUCAGCUCUGGAACAUUCAACAUUGGAGGGUAUGAUUGGAGACUGGUGUACUACCCAAGGGUCCGUAGCCGUAAUGAGUUCGACAAUGAUGACUACAUUGAGGUGGACCUUGAGCUGCUCAGCAAAGCUGAGGUAAGGGUGAUGGUCGACCUCUUCUUCUUCAACCAGAUCACAAAUCUUCCAUACGCUGUUGCCUGCACAAAGGAGCCUAUGAGACUAACAAAGAAGAUUGUUUGGGCAGCCUGUGAUCUUAUGAAGCUGAGUGAAUUGGAAAGUUCAGGAUAUGUCCGUGAUGAUAGCAUCAUCAUCCAGUGUCAGGUGACCGUGAUCCUUUUGCCUGGUGUUCCCAAGACCAAAUCAUUGUGCGAGAUUGAGGUACCGCCACCGGAAAUGGCACAACAGUUUGGAAUGCUGCUGGAGGAUAUGGCAAGCGCUGAUGUUACCUUUGAAGUUGGAGGGAAGUCUUUCCAUGCCCAUAGGUUGGUGCUUGCAGCCCGUUCUCCAGUCUUCAAGGCACAGCUGUUUGGGUCCAUGAGGGACACAAGGAUGGAGUCCUUAGUAAUUGGUGAAAUGGACCCUGCAGUUUUCAAGGCCUUGCUGCACUACAUAUACAAUGAAUCGUUGCCCAACAUGGAUAGUGCUGAUAGAGCUAACAGGCAUGAAAUGUUGUGCCAUCUGCUAGAGGCAGCUGACCGCUACGCCAUCGAGAGGCUUAAGAUCAUCUGUGAGCGCAUGCUGUUGAUGGAUCUUGAUGUGGAAAAUGUGGCAAUGACACUAGCUCUAGCUGAACAGCAGCAUUGCAAACAGCUUACUCAUGCUUGCUUAGAGUUUAUGGAACCACCCGAAAAAAUGGAAGCUGUGGUGGCAACUGAAGGAUACAACAAAUUGAAGAGAGAGUACCCCGCUCUUUUAUUCAAAGUGUGGGAGUGGAGUGUCCAUCGCAGCAGCAAGAACUGA
This is a messenger RNA of Setaria italica (foxtail millet), 1128 nucleotides long. RefSeq names its product BTB/POZ and MATH domain-containing protein 1. The transcript is spliced from 2 exons. Gene Ontology annotation, molecular function: protein binding. Gene Ontology annotation, biological process: protein ubiquitination. The coding region runs from base 1 to 1128 and encodes 375 amino acids. Lineage: Eukaryota; Viridiplantae; Streptophyta; Magnoliopsida; Poales; Poaceae. The record is from RefSeq and is a predicted model, not a curated record.